Photinus pyralis (common eastern firefly) is the source of this 4122-nucleotide messenger RNA. It is a transcript of the gene nito, whose product is annotated as RNA-binding protein spenito. Gene Ontology annotation, cellular component: nucleus. NCBI's taxonomy places the organism in Eukaryota, Metazoa, Arthropoda, Insecta, Coleoptera, Lampyridae. Bases 192 to 2381 code for a protein of 729 amino acids. The record is from RefSeq and is a predicted model, not a curated record. Gene Ontology annotation, molecular function: mRNA binding. Gene Ontology annotation, biological process: regulation of alternative mRNA splicing, via spliceosome. The transcript is spliced from 2 exons.
AAAUCAGUUGGCAUUCUUGAUGGAGAUGCUUGCUUUUGAUUGGUAGAUGGUGUAUUGAAUUUUUUCCUUGCAUUUCCUUCCUUCGUCAACUCCUCGGUCGUCCAUUUUGUAUUCAAUUUGUGAAGGUGAGGAGUGGUGUCGCGUCAUCCAUUGUGGUGGUGUUAUCGGUUGUGUAGCUGUGCAGAGUGCGUAUGAUCGGCUCUGGAAGAGACCGAAUUACUGUAAGAAUACAGAAUAUGAAGAGGAGUAGUGAUCGGGACACACCUCCACGUAGCAAAAGAUCUCGUUCAAGCAUGGGCCGCUACGACGAUAGUUCCGACGAAAGAAUCACUCCGGAGCGUAUACGACGUCGCCGCAGUCGUACCCCCAGUCCGAGACCACGGUAUAUUUCGCCCCAUCGUGACGAAUAUCUCCGACCUCCCGAACGGUAUCCUUACAAAGUGUUGUGCGUCAGUGCACUGCAUCCUAAAGCGAGUGACGAGCUUAUUAAAGACACCCUGUAUAGAGAGUAUAAGAAGUACGGUGAUUUAAGUAUUCGAAUUUCUCACGAGUUAGACGAGCGGGUAGCUUAUGUUUGUUUUCGUAGUCCCGAGGACGCACGUGAUGCUAAGCAUGGUAAACCUCGUAUAAUUAUUUACGAUAAAGUAGCUCUCGUGGAAGUGGCUUACGAAGUUGCUCGUCCUGCCGCUGAAAUGUAUCGAGGUAGACCUCGAUCUAUUAGUCCCGAAUAUGAUCGUCAUUAUUAUGCCAGAUCACCUGGCCCGGAGCGUUUACGUUCAAUUGACCGGUAUGAACGUGUGUACGGUCCUCCGCCCGGUGUACCCGUACAUCGAGAUCCUUACAGGCGAGAGGCAUUGCCUGCACCCCAUCACGAGUACUUAUCACGUCAGCCCGUACACCACGGCCCCCCACAUCUGCCACCCGGACACGCGUACGGCCCACCAAGGCAUACAGUUCCUCGUCCCCCAUUCGAAAAAGCCGAAAACAAAAAAGAUAAGUUCCCCAACUAUUUACAUCAUAUCUCCCCCGAAGAUGAUCCUCUCUCUACCAGAACGCUGUUUGCCGGUAAUCUAGAGAUCAAUAUAACCGAAGAAGAAUUACGCCGAAUUUUCGGCCGGUACGGUGUCGUCGAAGACAUCGACAUCAAAAGGCCGCCGCCGGGAACCGGCAACGCGUUUGCGUUUGUACGAUUUCAAACCUUGGACAUGGCGCAUCGCGCUAAAGUCGAGCUUUCUGGGCAGUACAUCGGAAAAUUCCAAUGUAAAAUCGGAUACGGAAAAGUCACGCCCACCACUCGCAUUUGGGUCGGCGGUUUGGGGCCGUGGACUUCGGUUCCGCAGUUGGAGCGCGAAUUUGACAGGUUCGGUGCGAUUAAAAAGAUCGAUUACACGAAGGGGGAUACUCAGGCUUAUAUUUUGUACGACAGCAUCGACGCCGCGACCGCGGCGGUAAAGGAAAUGCGAGGGUUCCCGCUGGGUGGCCCGGAACGGCGUUUACGCACGGAUUUUUCGGAUGUCAAUCCGCCGUUACCGUACCAUCGGCCGAAGCAAGUGUAUCCGCCGCAUGAUGAAGUGGUGGAGUACAGACGGGGUGUCGAAUAUGAGUACGACGUGUACGAGGGCGAAGCCGGCUAUCCCAGAGGAUAUAGAGGUAGGCCGGUUUACGCCGAGCGAAGGGGCGGCAGUCGAGGGCCCUAUAGGUACCCGGAAGACGAGUGGAAUAGACCGGUUGGUGAUCCCGAAUACGAGAGGCGGCGGUCUGGAUCGCGAGGUGCCGACAGAUCACGGUCACGUUCUCCCCGCCGGUCGCCCGACUCCGAUUCGGACAGCGGCUCGCGUAGAGCCGGUUUACUCGCUUCAAGUCGUACACUGCCCGAAGUGGCACGAAAAUGUUCGACGAUUUGGCAAGGGGCUUUAAUACUCAAGAAUUCGCUUUUCCCCGCCAAGUUCCAUUUAAUAGAUGGCGAUACGGAUAUCGUCGACGGCUUAAUGAAGGACGAAGAUGGCAAGCAUCAAUUGCGAAUUACGCAACGACUGAGAUUAGAUCAACCGAAAUUGGAGGACGUGCAAAAACGGAUUUCUAGUGCUUCGUCUCACGCGAUAUUUUUAGGUUUGGCCGGAUCGACGGCUUCGGUCACUAACGACGACAGUAGUGUUCAAACCAGACCACUCAGAAAUCUGGUCUCGUAUUUAAAACAGAAGGAAGCCGCAGGUGUAAUAUCACUGCUUAACAAAGAAACCGAAGCAACGGGAGUAUUAUAUUCUUUCCCUCCUUGUCCCUUCUCCACGGAACUAAUAAAACGUUCCUGUCCCAACUUACCCGACGAAGCUAUGAAGGAAGACCACUUGAUUAUAGUUGUGGUACGUGGUGGCACUGCCUAAACCUAUCUUUUCCUUUUAUUUUUCUUUGGCCACACGUAUGGUAUACACAGUAGGCGAUUUUUAGAUUAUUUUUGAUUUCCAAUUUUAUUUUUUUAUCUUUUUUUAAGUAGAGAGACAAGCUAUUAACUCGAUAGUAGGUCAUCUUAUCAUAGUCUUAACGUACCUAGUAAGUAAAAUCUAACAUUUUUUGAGUUAUUUCAGGAGAUUGGUGAGCAACGCUAAGUCACUUUAUUCAUGAAUUUGUGAUCAUGUUUAUAUUUGAAGAAUCUUGUGCAGUUCUUGACUCAAACUUGUACCUACUGGUUUAUUGUUAGUGAGCAGUGUAGUGCUGCAGUUCUUUCCCAUUUUUUUUUUGUUUUUCCUGUUCGGUGAUGUGAAAUUGGGUUCUCAACUUUUAUUGCCUGAAAUUGCGUGUGACGCUUUCUAAGAAUAUGUGAAAGAACUGUACUUACAUUUGUUUUAUAAACAAAAAGGUGUAAGAGUAGUGUUUUAUCGAAUGUGACCAGGAAAAUUUGAACAUUUCAGUGAAUUAUUCACAGUUCUCAUUUUGUUAAUGAACUAGCCUCUCUGCUCGUGUUUAUUUAUAGUGCUUGUGAAACUAUAUAAAUUCAUCAUUAUGUAUUUCUCAUUAAUAAAAACUGUGCUGGUGUUGUGCUUCCAAUUUUUUUUUCUGAUUGAAAGCAGUGAUGCUUGGUAAGUUUUGUGAAAACUUGUUUAAAAAACUCAUUUUUUUUCAGUAAAUUCCAGAUAUGGUUCUGGGAAUACAUCGUAAACAUGUCAAAGAUCUUCAAAAUUUAAUUGUACAACAUUGUAUUUUCCUGGGUAUGAUUUCUGUGAUAUUUUCUCUCAUUGAAUGUGCUUAAUUUAUGUAGGCAUAUUACCAAAUCAUUUGGUACUGUCACUAAGAACUGUUGAUCAAUUUACAUGUGACAGUAAAAUGUUACAAUUUGUGUUUGUGACAAAUUACAUUUAGUAAUUAAGCACUUUUGUUAUGAAUUGUGUAAUGAUUAUUAAAUCCUCCAGGUUUUUCUAUAAAUUUUGUAAAGAAAUUAAAAGUAAUUAUUCAUUAGCCAAGCCUGGGAGAAUUGACAAGUAGAAAAAUUCUCCAAACUCGUAAUUAGCGAAUUUGCAUUUAACAAACGGGAAAAUCUGGAAGUUGUCAUGGAAUUUUAUGAGAAAUGCACCAUUGCCGUUUAUCUGGGCAUACCUAAACGUCCAAAAAAACCCGAAUUACCGGUUCUAUUUAUGCAAUUGUUUUGCUUGUAAAACUGGCCUACUUGAACAGUGUAUGGGUUCAUUGCGUAAGUUGUUUUAGUUUCAGGGAAAUGACAUUUGUUUUGAUUCAGUUAUAAAUUAGCCCAGUACUUUUAGGAUAAAAAGUGUAUAGUAAGAGCUGAAAAUUUGAAGAUCAACUGUUUAAAAGUAACAAACCCUGAAAAGUCUCAACUUCUCAUUUAAGCUUCCAUCCAAAAUGGUGGAUCAAAGACCUAACCAUUAUUAGCCUUGUUUGAUGUUUUUAACUAUUGUUUACAUGAAAGUUAAUAUUUGCUUCUUAAAAUCGUCUUUUCUACAUAAAUUCAAUGCUUAUGUAUAAUUAAAUUACUUAGUCCAAUGAAACAGUUGCCGAACUUUUGUCAAAUUGCGGUACAUAUUCUUAAUUGGCUUUAGACUCUGAAUCUAUCAACACCUAAGAGAUGCUAUUCAUGAACUUAUAGUAGGUACCCAUAAUGGAAGCAAGUUU